AUGAAAGCCGUUGUGGUCGAGCAGACCGGCGGCCCGGAGGUCCUGCAAUCCAAGUCCUCCUACCCAGUCCCAAUUGCACAGACGGGACAGCUGCUCGUGCGCAACAACAUUUCCGGCGUGAACUACAUAGACACCUACUUCCGAACAGGAUUGUACCCCUCCGCCAAACCUGAGGUGCUAGGCCGAGAGGGCGCCGGUAUCGUCGCAGCCCUGGGGCCCAAUACCUCCGGCUUCCAGGUUGGAGAUCGAGUUGCCUGGCUAGGCACUGGCGGAUACGCCGAGUACACGGCUGUUUCAGCAGCUAGGGCGGCGAAGAUCCCUGAUGGGGUGAGCGAUGAAGAUGUCAUGGCGUCGUUUUUAAGCGGAAUGACAGCUCUCUCGUUGGCGAAGGAGACAUAUACUGUGCAACAGGGGGACUGGGUACUUCUUCAUGCUGCCGCUGGUGGCGCGGGCUUCUUGAUGACGCAGAUUCUUAAAGCUAUAGGCGCUAAGGUGAUUGGUACCGCUGGUGGGGUAGAGAAGUGUACGCUUGUAAAGAGCUUGGGUGCUGAUGUUGUGAUCGACUACCGCAGCGAAGAGGGCAAGGACUGGGUUAAUAAGGUCAAGGAAGCUACUAGGGGUCGGGGUGUCGAUGUCGUGUAUGAUUCUGUCGGCAGGGAUACCUGGGAGGGUAGUCUGGAGGCCGUGAAGCGUAAGGGUACCAUUGUCUGGUUUGGCAAUGCUAGUGGACCGGUGCCUCCACUUCCUCUUGCGAAACUCUCUCCUAAGUGUGUCAAGGUCGCCCGUCCCACUCUCUUCGGGUAUAUUGAGACACGCGAGGAGUUCGAGUAUUACACCAAGGAGCUCUUUAGCAUGCUCAGAUCUGGCCAGCUCAAGACCAAGAUUCACAAGGUCUAUUUACUGGAGGACAUUGCUGAGGUUCACAGUGAUCUCGAGGGACGAAGGACAAUGGGGAAGGCUCUUCUGAGGCCUUGA
Aspergillus puulaauensis is the source of this 975-nucleotide messenger RNA. Its product is annotated as quinone oxidoreductase family protein. The transcript has 3 exons. Gene Ontology annotation, cellular component: cytoplasm. Bases 1 to 975 code for a protein of 324 amino acids. Gene Ontology annotation, biological process: cellular response to oxidative stress. The record is from RefSeq and is a predicted model, not a curated record. Lineage: Eukaryota; Fungi; Ascomycota; Eurotiomycetes; Eurotiales; Aspergillaceae. Gene Ontology annotation, molecular function: quinone reductase (NADPH) activity; zinc ion binding.